Messenger RNA from Ostreobium quekettii, 327 nucleotides. NCBI's taxonomy places the organism in Eukaryota, Viridiplantae, Chlorophyta, Ulvophyceae, Bryopsidales, Ostreobiaceae. The record is from the annotation of a GenBank genome assembly.
AUGGCGCGCAAUCGCGUGCUGGCGCUGUCGCGCAAGCAUGUGCGCGUGCUCGCGCUGACGGCGGCAGGGACGGGGGCCUGCGUGGCGACCCUCGCGAACAGCGCCCCUUCGCAGGCCGAUCUGACGCAGUCGCAGGGAGAGGGAAAAUGGGUAGCCAUCAAAUCAGCAAGGCAAGUGCUGCAAACUGUCUCUGCGACAUUUUUGCCAAACGAUAAGGCAGAAGUUGAUGACACUGAGGGAGGUGGGUCAAUCUUCAAGCCACAGCGUUUGGAAAUUGGUAACAAACGGCCUGAAGACCCCAUUCAACACCCUUUGCUCUGCGAUUGA